Messenger RNA from Fopius arisanus, 758 nucleotides. It is a transcript of the gene Yippee, whose product is annotated as yippee zinc finger protein. The record is from RefSeq and is a predicted model, not a curated record. Bases 221 to 571 code for a protein of 116 amino acids. The transcript is spliced from 2 exons. Lineage: Eukaryota; Metazoa; Arthropoda; Insecta; Hymenoptera; Braconidae. Gene Ontology annotation, cellular component: ubiquitin ligase complex.
UUUUUUACUGUCCCAUUCCUCAGACUUGACACAACAUGUCAACGAAGAACAACAACAAAACGACUGUCACGUAAUUAAUUAAAAAUUCUCGAGUGUUCUGAGUAUUUUCCAUACGUUCUGGUGGUGCUCUGAUUUUUUAUAUCUGAAUGUGACAUUCUGGAGGGAUUUCGACAAUUUUUUAAAUAAAAUUCGAGGGGGUACAGAAGAAAGUGAAAAUACAAUGGGUGUUAUCUUUCUCGAACACAUCGGAGGCACUCGUUUGUUCUCCUGUGCAUCUUGUGACACUAAUCUGACAAACAGAGCACAGCUGAUCAGCACAAGAUUCACUGGUGCCACUGGAAGGGCUUUUUUGUUCAAUAAAGUCGUCAAUCUCAACUAUAGUGAAAUUCAAGAUCGUGUAAUGUUGACUGGUAGACACAUGGUUCGUGAUGUGAGCUGCAAAAAUUGUGACGCAAAACUUGGAUGGGUGUACGAAUACGCUACAGAUGAAAAUCAACGUUACAAGGAAGGUCGUGUCAUUCUGGAACGAGCUCUCGUAACGGAGACUGAUGGAAUGGGAGAGAAUAUAUAAUUAUAAGUGAUAAAUAAGAAAACAAUUGAUCACUCCAAAAAAAGAGAUCAAUUUGUCAACAUUAAUGGAAAGAUUGCAGGGAGAAUUUGAAUCACACAUUGUCAUCUAAUCUUGCAAAUUGUAUAAGUUUUGUUUAUUGGUGAUAAUUUUUAUAUGAGUUAUGAGAAAUUAAAGAAAUAACUGCGGA